Messenger RNA from Odocoileus virginianus texanus, 2208 nucleotides. The record is from RefSeq and is a predicted model, not a curated record. Lineage: Eukaryota; Metazoa; Chordata; Mammalia; Artiodactyla; Cervidae.
CUGGUCCUGAGAACUGGAGGGCAGAGCAACUCGCACAGCAGACUCCUGCCUGCCUGCUUCUCAGCGCCCUGCCCACCCCUCCUGAUCCCUGGCCUCCAGCUGGCUCCCAUGAAACCACCGAAGGCAUCCCAGCAUUUUAGAAGCAUUCGGAGAAACGCCAACCAGCACUACUUCUAUCAGGAGUCCCUGCUGCUCAGCAACUUGGAGGACAGCUUUUCUGCCGAUGAAACGGGGGACAGCCAUGACCCAGAACAAAUCUUCCAGAACAUACAGUUCCAGAAAGAUCUCAUGGCAAACAUUCGCUGUCGACCCUGGACCAUGGGGCAGAAGCUGAGGGCGCUGAGGAGAGCGAAGGACAUUGUGCUGAAGUUUGAAGGGCGGUUGACCAGGACUCGAGGCUACCAAGCAGCCAGUGCAAAGCUGUGGCGGAAGUUUGCUCGUCUGGCCUGUAACUUUGUGGUCAUCUUCAUCCCCUGGGAAAUGAGGAUAAAGAGAAUCGAAAGUCAUUUUGGAUCUGGUGUUGCCUCUUAUUUCAUAUUCUUGAGAUGGUUAUUUGGAAUCAAUAUUGUGCUCAUGAUUAUGACAGGUGCUUUUAUUGUUCUUCCAGAGCUCAUUGCAGGCCAACCAUUUGGAAGCACAGCCAGCAAGACCAUCCCCAAGGAGCAUAUUGCAUCUGCCCAAGAUCUGGACACCGUUUGGUCUCUAGGGGGUUACCUCCAGUACUCAGUCCUCUUCUAUGGCUACUACGGCAGGGAGAGACGGAUCGGGAGAGCUGGCUACCGGCUGCCCUUGGCCUAUUUCCUGGUGGGGAUGGCGGUGUUUGCUUACAGCUUUAUCAUCCUCUUAAAAAAGAUGGCUAAGAACUCCCGCACGAGCCUCGCCAGCGCUUCCAGUGAAAACUACACAUUCUGCUGGCGGGUGUUCUGCGCUUGGGAUUACCUCAUUGGCAACCCAGAGGCGGCCGAGAGCAAAACCGCAGCCAUCGUGAACAGCAUUAGGGAGGCUAUACUGGAAGAACAGGAAAAGAAGAAAAGCAAAAACCUGGCAGUGACCAUCUGCCUGCGGGUCGUGGCCAACAUCCUGGUGCUUGUCUCACUUGCUGGGAGCAUCUAUCUCAUCUACUUCGUGGUGGACCGGUCUCAGAAGCUGGCACAGUCCAAGAAGGAGCUGACACUCUGGGAGAAGAACGAGGUGAGUGUGGUGGUCUCCCUUGUCACCAUGCUGGCACCAUCAGCCUUCGACCUUAUCGCCGCCUUGGAGAUGUACCACCCACGAACCACACUGCGCUUCCAGCUGGCAAGGGUCCUUGUACUCUAUCUGGGGAACCUCUACAGUCUGAUCAUCGCCCUCCUGGACAAAGUUAACAGCAUGAGCAUUGAGUUCAAGGGCACAUCUGAAGGCCAGGUAGAAGAGCGGAAUGUGUACAGUCUUCCUAUUUCAACCAUCAGCAAACUGAACGACCAUGCUGAUAACUCAGAUUUCUACAUCUUGCAGCAGAUCUGUAGAGCUCAAGGUCUGCCGUCCAUCAGCGCCUCCAAGCCGCGGCCCUCCUGCCGGCGCCGCGCUCACCAUUUGCCGGGGCCGGGCGGGGACGAUUCCCCAGCGCGACUCCCCGAGGUGACGGGACUACCUGCUCCUCGAGCCCGGGCGCCCUCAGCGCAGCCUCCGGCUCCGAGCGUAUUGGCUCGCGCUAAUCCUGAUAGACAUCCGGGCACUGGGGCCUCUGCAGGCGCGCUCCACUCCGGACCGGCCGGGGGAGCGUCGCGUCCGAAGCCGAAAGCGACCGCGAUCCCGGCGGGCGACUCCGGAGCAAGGGACGCCGCGCGGGUUCCCUCGGCGCCAAGCCCACCAACGCGCAGCUCCCGCCGAGCGGCGCUGACACGGCGGCCCGCGUUAGCAAGGGAAAAGAAACCGUCCUUGGGCUCACCUCGAGUUGUCCGAGUUCGCGCGGACACCCCCGCCCACAAAGUUCUGGUGGUACGGCCCGACUCCUUAAAAGGGCAGGGCGCUCGGCCGGGCGAGCCCGAGGCUGUGCCGGGCGGGGGCGCCGAGCCCCGACGCAGCCCAGCUGGCCCGCUCGCAGCCGAGCCCCGCCUGCAGGCUCCUGGCGACCGCUCUCCUGCCAAGGUUUUAACAAUGUACACACACGGCCGGAACACUCAAUACCCCGGCGCUCCGAACUCCAGCCGCGGUUUGAAUCAGUGUUGA